AUUUUCCAAAUUCUCCAUUUCAUUGUUCGUCAUUGUUACUUCAUCGUCAUUUAUAUUAAAUUGAUUCAAAUUUUUUUCUAAAUUGAGGACUGCGUCUCCCUUUGACAGCCUCUCGCAAUUAUUGCUUAAACUAUUCGUAUCACGAAUAUAGCGUUUACGUUUAAGAGGUAUAAUUUCAAGGCAUAAUGCUUGAAUUGAUCGUUUUCGUGAAAUUGUGAAUUCGUUGGGAGCAUCGAGUUCCACUGGGAGUUUCGUCGUAUUGUGCUUUACAGUAACAAAGUAUGGGUGUAAUACGUCAGGCGCAGUUACCCCAAUUAAGGGUCCAUUCACGUUCAUGUUUUGGUCUAGUUUGCCGUCAUUAAUAUUUAGCGUUCCAUUUCCUUUCAUGUCUAUUUCCGAUGAGCAGUUAUGCUUGUCAAUUAGGCGAUUCAUGGUGGGUUCCAUAUCGUUUAGUUCAUUAGUUAAUAAUGUUUGAAAUUCGCCGACAUGAAAGUUACAAUUAGAAGCAUCUUUACUUGUUGGUUUCACUUCUAAGGAAUUUUCUAAAUUCUUUGUACAGUUUUCAAGAUCCAUCUUUAUGUAUUUUUAAAUUUGUACCUUAUUCUCUUUAAUUCAAAUUAGAUCCGACUAUUAGUAUAACGUGUUGUAAACGAGAAAGAUUUGAAAAUUUAAUCGCCUGGAAUACGUGAUACAAGAUACAACUGUAAUAUUGAAAUACGAGAAAUAGAAAGCAAAGGCCAUAGACUUUGGUAUAAAAAUCAUAUAAAUAGUUUUCUUAUAGCCAAAAUGGCAAUAACUUUCAGUAGAAAUUCUGCGGGAGUUGUUAACUGUUAUACAGUGUAUGGGAGGAAGUAAUACUUUGCAAGUAAUGGCGUGAACAAUGUUUCCGGUUAAAGUUUUUACGUUUCCCAAACUGUGCGAAAGUGUUUCGCGCCACUGGAUUAUGAACAACUUAAAAACAUACAAGUCAGUGUAUGUUUAGUCAGCAAAAUAACAGUUUAUACACAAAUCUAAGCAAAGACAAGUGAAUCACGAAUUUUUGUAUCGUUCCUCAAGUGUCAAAUAGUGAUAUUCGUUAUCUGAUGUUUUCUGCAGUCAACAGUUUUAAAGUAAAUUGAGAAAUAAAUGUAAUGCAUUGCGUUUAGACGUGAUAAUGAACGUGCCUAUUAGACAAAGUUAUUUAGAUUUAGUCAAGAGGAAUCUCCAAGCAAUGGAUCAGGUCAUGUUCCUUACGAGAAUAAUAUAUAUCGGCGAAUAUCGUUGCACUUCGGAAGAAUUACGUCAAAAGAUGAAAAAUGUUAUGGAUCAUUUAGCAAAUGAUCAUAGUGACUCUCCUGCAACGGGAUUAUUACUUGUUUAUCAGCAAUAUUUCAUUCAUAUACUGGAGGCAACGGAGGAAAUAAUUUUUCGCCAUUUUCGACUUAUCUAUGCUGAUGGAGCUAUGCAAAUUGAUCUUGGAAGAGUAAUUUGCUUGCCCCCAUAUCAUCAUGUAUAUCAAAAAUUUUUCCGCCGUUGGUUUGCGGUAUUUGCAAAACCACCAAUUUUACUGGAGAAGUUGGAAACAACUGGAUUGAGUGAAAUUGAAAAGCAAAUCACAAAUUGUCUAUUCAAGUUAUAUACGCUGUGCGAGUAUAUAUUGGAUACCUACGGUAUCACUUCUGUAUCAAUGGAGGAAGUUUUAUCGCACCUAGGUGAAAAAGUGCCACAAUGUCUGCCAGAAAGUGCAGUAUUGGAAUUCUUACUAAAAGUCGAUACCCCGGUAUUGAAGGACGUCGAAGAAUAUCUUGAGCUAUAUAUGAAAGUACCGCAGAUUGACUUUUACAAUGAUAAAAUUUGGCCACCCACGUGCGACUUUGUGCCUUACGACAUACUCGACGGCAAUGUCCCAAGGAGAGAUGUAAUAAUGCUGAAUCAACAAAGUCAACAGCAACAACGACACCAUUAGUGACUGUUUUUGUUUGGCAUGUGCUGCAAAACAAGUAUAUAUCAUUUAUACGUUUACCAAAUAUUGAACAUAAGUAUUCUGAAGACAUGCGUUAAUGGGUGGUAAAAGUCACCCAACUAUAUUCAAUUUGACAACACUUAUUUUAGAGAAUAUAAUUUCCCAUGAAAAUAGCAAUCUAUCUUUAGUAAGUUUAAUUAUUAUAAAACAUAUGCAUAUGAUGGCAGAGUACCUCUAUAGUCGCAUAAGAUUGAAAUUGACUUCAAUGCUCGAAUGUAACUAAAUACGUCUUUGAAAAUAGAUAAUCGUGUCGUAUGGACUAGACAUGAAUAUAACAUAUAUCAGGACGCUGAUCGGCAGGAAUAAAUACAGCGAAUGUUAUGUAAUCGCAGUUUCGCACAACUCAUAACGUCAAUUACACAGACUCUCAUUGUAAUUCGAAACUAUUGAUAAAAAUUUCUGGCAGUUUAUGGUAGUCCGAUUUUGUUUUCUGCAAUUAAUCAUCAUAAGCAUCGUUUCCUUGUCAUUUCACAUAUAAUUUAGUCCAAUCGCAGAUAAUCUUUUAACACACCUUAAAUUCGCAUCGCUAUACUUCACAAAUCAUCGUAACAAUAGUAUAGCCCUCAUUAAUUUUGUUAAUGGUAUAUCGUGUGCUCACAUCAAUUCCAUCAAUGGCAAUGAAUAACAAUUUAUUUGUUAAAGAUUAUAUUCGGAUCAUUCGAAUGUAAACCUUAGCCCUAUAGUUAAACCAGGAAACACACCAAAUACGUGAAAGUAGAAAAAAAAUGUUAAUACUUCUAUGCCUACACGAGUGGCUCAUAAAAGCAGAGAUUGCUCACGUGGGAGACCCGUGCAUUUAUUUCGAAAUUCCCUAAAAAUUCAUAAGCAUAUCUCACCUUCUCAAAGAUCGAGAAGUAGUUGCUCGACUUGUGCAGGAAAAAGAAUUAUGCAAACCUCACGCAUUUGUUCCAAGUGAACACGUACUUUUUUUUCCUCCUCCUGCCGUCUCUUCGCGUACGUCAGGCCAUGAUUUUUUUUUCUCAAAAAAGAAUUAAAUUCAUCGCUCGGAUUUACGUGCGAUUCCAGGAGGUUCGGAUCGAUAUUAC
Messenger RNA from Cephus cinctus (wheat stem sawfly), 3048 nucleotides. Its product is annotated as testis-expressed protein 47. The record is from RefSeq and is a predicted model, not a curated record. Gene Ontology annotation, molecular function: blue light photoreceptor activity; FAD binding. The coding region runs from base 1154 to 1945 and encodes 263 amino acids. The transcript is spliced from 7 exons. Lineage: Eukaryota; Metazoa; Arthropoda; Insecta; Hymenoptera; Cephidae.